Messenger RNA from Hypoxylon fragiforme, 1011 nucleotides. RefSeq lists its product as uncharacterized. The transcript is spliced from 3 exons. The coding region runs from base 1 to 1011 and encodes 336 amino acids. Lineage: Eukaryota; Fungi; Ascomycota; Sordariomycetes; Xylariales; Hypoxylaceae. The record is from RefSeq and is a predicted model, not a curated record.
AUGACUUCUUGGAAGGUUCAUGUCGCGAACCUUCCAAGAACGAGGACGAGAAUCAAGUCUAUUGGCCCCGAGUGCCGGGGCAAACUGAUCGUUACCUUGGGGCGAAGGCCACGUGUGACGGAUAAUUUUGACAAAGUUAAGAUGCUCAAGCAUAUGCUGGGCUCUUUACAAAGUCAAAAUGAUCCGGCGCGCGUGGGCUUCGCUCCAAGGUACAAGAUAACUUUGAUCUCGCAACCCGGUGGGGUGCGCUCGCCGAAUCACAGCAAGGUCUUCGAGCGCGCGCACCUAGUCGAUAAGAGCUGUGAUGGACCAGCUACUCGAACUCGCACUCGCACUCACUGGUGGUUCUGGUCUUCAGAGACCUCAUCGUUUCUCUGCGUUACCCACUCGAAGUCAUACGCCGGCCUUUUCACACGUGCACGAUAUCAACACCCUCACAUAAGUGCAUCCACCUAUGUGCAUCCCAAUACACCACAAUUGCCGUCCCUAACUAUCGACCACAAUUACCUACCCACCCAUCCUCUCGACACACAUGACGGGCCUAGAUAUGACGGCCUUAAUGAGUCUUUUUCAUCGGCAUGCAUCAUUAUGACACUACCGCUCGGUGUUCCUCCUGGCACUCACUCCCCCCUUCCCCUUCCCCUCCCUGCCACGCACUCUGAGGCAGGGAGGGAGGCUUCCUCUUCUCCAGACAACUCACCAAAGUCUGAGAGAACGAGGCCUCGGCGUCUUCGGGUGACGAAUACGUCGACUAGACCGAUUACGAUGAUGAUGCCAGCGACAACGACCCGAAUUCCACCGUCGGUUUCGGUCCGCCGAACGAGAGGGAAAGCCAACGACAUCCUCGAUAACUGUGACGACCGCGACGUCGCGGGCGGAAGUCUAUUCUGCCAAAGAUUUGGUGUCGUCCCGUUUGCCUCUGCCGCACAGUGUCCUCAGUCCUCCCAACGCAUUCAGCACUGGCAGAUGGUUCCGCACCAAUAUCUUGGUCUGAGGUUGGGGCAGGGCUAG